AUGGCCGGAGACGUUGCUAUGGAUGACGAUUUGAUUAGGCGUGAGGAGGAGACGAACGGAGCUUUGGAUGAACGGUCCGGCGGAGGGCUGUCGGAUGGGGCUGUUUUGCGUCGAAUGGGAGAAGGGGGGAAGGGGAUGCGGCGAGUCGGUGGAGGGAGUUUGGUUGGGAGGCAAAUUGGGAAUACCAAUGUAUUCCACAUGGAUAACAUACAGCGUGAGAAAGGGGGAGGGGAUAAGGGCGGUGGGGUUUGUUGGCGUGAGGAGUUACUGGAUGGAGAAGGUGGUAGAAUGGUGAGUGACGAGGUGGGCAGUUUGGAGGGAAGGGGGACGGGCAGUGGGGGGCAGCGAGGGAGGGAGGAGGGGGGGCAGUACGGAAGGUGA
Ipomoea nil (Japanese morning glory) is the source of this 381-nucleotide messenger RNA. Its product is annotated as acanthoscurrin-1-like. The record is from RefSeq and is a predicted model, not a curated record. The transcript has a single exon. The coding region runs from base 1 to 381 and encodes 126 amino acids. NCBI's taxonomy places the organism in Eukaryota, Viridiplantae, Streptophyta, Magnoliopsida, Solanales, Convolvulaceae.